AUGUGUACCAUGAGGACAGCACAAGCCAUAACCCGGAUGGUGGACACUGGAAUAAGCAUCAUUGAUUCAGCGGAGCAAAUAAGAAAUUCGGAAGAUUCUCUAUCACAAUAUCUGGACAAUUUACUGAAAGAGGUUGCACAGGAAAGAGAAGCGCUAUCAAAGCUGGGAAACAAGCUUGAUAGCGAUAUGAAGAAGAGACUAAAUCCACUUAUCGAGAAAUUAAAGCAGCUUUGCGAUAAGCUUCUUGUUUCUCCUGGGCUUAAGAUGCAACGCCAGGGCAAAUUCAAGAUAGCAGAAAGCGCGAUCAAAGACAAAUUGGACGAAGAAGACAAGAAGAGCGAAUAUACCGUAAUGCGCAAAGAAUUUAUUGCUUUCAAACAGGAGCUAAUGGCAAGCAAGCUGGAUAAUAUUCUGGAAAUCGUUGCAAACAAAACCAAACGGACUUAUCAGAAAUUGCAAUCACUUGAUCAACUCGAGGCAAAUUAUAACCUUAUCAAAUGGAAUGAUUUCACGCAACGCUCGCCAGACGAGUUUGAUGAGCUAUCCCAGCGAGUAGCUACACUUAUAGCGAGGUUGAACUUGGGUUUUGAUUUUAAAGGCCAAAAAUUCGAUAAUACAGAACAGGCAGCGUAUGGCACAUUUGACUGGAUGGUCCGUUUUGACUCUUCCAUUGCUUGUUCUACUCGAAAACUAGAGGAGAAAGAGGAAGAAGUCUACAAGAGGCAUAACGAGGAGAACUUAGAGCGCCGUGCCGAAGCUACACAUCAAUUUCGUUCAUUUCUGAAGGACGAUCGCCGAGUGUAUAUGGUUCUUGGCAAGCCUGGUUCUGGCAAGUCUACUCUCAUGAAGUCUCUGGUUGAGAGUCCACAAGUUAAAUAUGAACUUGAGAGUUGGGCUCUAGAACAAAAGAAAAGGCUGAUAAAGGCUCAUUUUUUCUUCUCUGUUACGUUUGGGAGCGGAGGCCUACAGACAGAAGAGGCUAUGUGUCGUGAUAUUCUGAUUCAAGGACGAGCCGACUCUAAACGACAGGAUCAGCAUAGGUUAUAA
This is a messenger RNA of Trichoderma atroviride IMI 206040, 1047 nucleotides long. The record is from RefSeq and is a predicted model, not a curated record. Lineage: Eukaryota; Fungi; Ascomycota; Sordariomycetes; Hypocreales; Hypocreaceae.